CUACUGAAGCUUUAAGUAGGCCCACAAUACUUUGAGUACAUGUACUUAGUUACAUCCUGACUAUUCAGCAUGUGAGUCUGGGCCCAGUGUGAAUGCCACGUCUUAGAGGAGCAAUGAUGUAAACCGAGAAGACAUAUCGAUUAUUCAUCGUUUUCUUUGUGUGUCUGCAGUUUGUUUUCCUACCUACCUCAGAUAAAAUGAGGUAUUGCAUACCGUUAUUAGAACAAUCCCUCCUGUACUGUAUAGAUUGCAUGAACGGAGCCCUGCAGGUGGUUUUUAACAAGCCACUAGAAUUAUACCAGAAGAAGGAUUUUUAUGGAAGUAUGUUUUUUCACCUAUUUGUGAAUGGGAAGUAAAACCUGCAUUGGGAUUUAAUGCCCCCCCCUCUAUGCAUUGUUAUUUUCUCUAUUAGUGUGGCAGAAAUUUGUGGCAGCAACAUGGGAUUACAUUUCUCAACUGAACACUACAAAGCAAAACCCGAUCCGCUGCUACAGUAUUACGUAACAGCCGGUGACAUAACUCCCUCCAGCCUGGGACGGUCAGGGCGCACGGAGAGAGCGCAGGGAGGGAGGGAGGAGGGGGGAGAGACCGGGGCGCACGGCCGGUCCAGCUGCACUCUCUCCUCUCUAGCUGCCUCGGGGGGAAUUAAAUUAUUUCAAAACAACCACACAAGAGGAGGUGUACUGUUGGAACAAAAAGGGAGACUGACAGAGAGUGGUAUGAAGAUGAAGACGACCGAGGUUUGGGUCCCUCUGUGAGGACAGAAAGGAGGCGAGAUGGCAGUGCAUGUUUUCAAAUGCCUGCGCCGGCCUGGGCGCUAGAACAACCCAACAGGUGUGUGAGUGUGCAGGGCCACCCAGUGUUUUGACAGGAGAGUUAUGGAAUAUGAGGAGCCCAACGUGCCCCCCGCUGACAACUCCAUCAAAACAGGAGGAGCCGUGUCCAAGAAGACUCAUUUGACCCAGAUUGAAGUUAUCCCAUGUAAGAUCUGCGGUGAUAAGUCCUCUGGAGUGCAUUAUGGAGUCAUCACUUGUGAGGGCUGCAAGGGAUUUUUCCGGCGCAGCCAGCUGCCUACUGUUUCCUACUCCUGCUCCAGGCAGAACAACUGUCAGAUCGACCGGGCCAGCCGCAACCGCUGCCAACACUGUCGCCUGCAGAAGUGCUUAGCACAGGGCAUGAGCAGAGAUGCCGUGAAGUUCGGACGGAUGUCCAAACGUCAGCGGGACUCUCUGAUCGCCGAAGUGGAGAGGCACCGACAGCAGCAGCAGCAACAGCAGCAGCUCCAAGGAGACGCCCAGUCUCUCUUGUCCUUCCCCACCAAGUCCCGUCAGGACCGCUCCCCGCAGCUCCUUCAGCCAAUGGCCUCAGCCUACUCCUUCACCGGGGAGGCCGAGCUACUGUCCUACACUGCUGAUGUCCACCCUUACCUGGUGUGCUCCCCGAACGAGUCGCAGGUGUCUGGUAUGAUCUACCGAGGCUCCGGUGUUUCUCCCACAUCGAGAUCCCAGGGGAGGGGGGACAACGGCGGACACCCAGACGUCAGAGGAUUUGACUCCAGACAACCAUCUCAUGAUCUGAUGGCGAUUCAUCCCUACAACCCUCUGGAGGAUCCUUAUAGCCUCUACCCUCACUCUCUGAGAAACAUAGAUGAGCUGUGUGCCAGCAUUGUGCGCUCCCACAGAGAGACCAGCCAGUACAGAGUGGAGGAGCUGCAGGCUCUAAGAUGGAAACUGCUCAGCAGAGAGGAGAUCCAAGCCUACCAGAGCAAAUCGGUGGAUGAGAUGUGGCAGCACUGCGCCAUACGGCUGACUGAUGCCGUGCAGUAUGUGGUGGAGUUUGCAAAACACAUCCCAGGUUUCCGUAUGCUCAGCCAGAACGACCAGAUUGCUCUCCUGAAGACUGGCUCCAUGGAGGUGGUUCUAGUCCGGAUGAGUCGCUUCUUCAACACAGAGAACAACACCGUCUUCUUCGAUGGGAAAUUUGCAGGAGCUGAAGUCUUCAAGUCUUUGGCAUGUGGAGAUUUAAUCGCAGCAGUGUUUGACUUUGCUCACGGUAUGUGUGCUCUGAAACUCACCGAGCAGCAGAUCGCUCUCUUCAGUGCACUGGUGCUGAUAAACACAGAUCGUCCAUGUCUGGAGGACAGAGGCAGAGUUCAGCGAGUGCAAAGAAGCGUGGAGUUUGGACUGACACACAUUCUCCACCGAGACAACCAAGAAAGUCUAAUGCACAAGCUGUACCAGACGAUGGCAGUGCUGCGUUCACUGUGCAGUCUGCACAUGGAGAAGCUGCGCUGGUUCAGUCAGCGGUACCCGCUCACCGCUCACUCUCUGUUCCCACCUCUCUACAAGGAGCUGUUCGCCUCCGAGGCGGAGCUGCUGCCGGGGACCACUCACUGAUGAUUCACUAUGCAAAGACACACAUUGUUUUAAGUCUCGUCAUUACUCCCUGACAGAAUUUAUUUUUCUAAUGAUGAAAACGAGCGAGAAAAGCACAGUAAUCGUAGCGUGUUAAGUAUUACAUGAAUUCCGUCAGAGCUCUUUGGUAGAUUGUGUCAAACAGAAAUUUCAAUAUUUUGAUAGCUUUAAACUAUUUUGAUUAUUCCAGGGAAACAUUGCAUUUUGUUGUUGUUGUUUGACAGCACAUUGUCGGUGAGGUACAGCAUUCAUUUUCUCUCAGGAGGUGCUAUUAUGAGUUAUAGUUACUGUUUCUGUUACAGUGCGUUCGAACAAAGAGAUUCAAAGAGGCAGGACACUGAUUGUUGUCAACUGAAGCUUUGAAAUGGUAGUCCACCCAAAAUCUAUCUUUACAGUAUAAGACUUUCAGUAGAAUUAAAAGGUGACUUUGUAGCUUGCAUAAUAUAUAUGUACAAAUAGAAAAAUAAGAUAAAAAAAGACAGAAAGAAUCAUCCAGUAACAACAAACGUGCAGGCCGAGCCAAAAAAAACAAGAGGCGUAUCAUCAAGCGUCUCCCUUUGAGAAAUAAACAUCACAUUCCAGCAGCAAAAUAACAA
This is a messenger RNA of Sebastes umbrosus (honeycomb rockfish), 3010 nucleotides long. It is a transcript of the gene rorc, whose product is annotated as RAR-related orphan receptor C. The record is from RefSeq and is a predicted model, not a curated record. Gene Ontology annotation, molecular function: RNA polymerase II cis-regulatory region sequence-specific DNA binding; nuclear receptor activity; zinc ion binding. The transcript is spliced from 13 exons. The coding region runs from base 879 to 2396 and encodes 505 amino acids. Gene Ontology annotation, biological process: regulation of transcription by RNA polymerase II. Lineage: Eukaryota; Metazoa; Chordata; Actinopteri; Perciformes; Sebastidae. Gene Ontology annotation, cellular component: nucleus.